Molecule: messenger RNA, 1353 nt
Organism: Apus apus (common swift)
Lineage: Eukaryota; Metazoa; Chordata; Aves; Apodiformes; Apodidae
Product: olfactory receptor 1086-like
Exons: 4
Coding region: 1-1353 (450 amino acids)
Biological process (GO): sensory perception of smell; G protein-coupled receptor signaling pathway
Cellular component (GO): membrane
Molecular function (GO): odorant binding; G protein-coupled receptor activity; olfactory receptor activity
Source: RefSeq, a predicted model, not a curated record
AUGGUCAACAUGGUUGGAGAUAACGACACGUCUGGGUCCGAGUUCAUUCUCCUGGGCUUCACCAGGUGGGAAGAGCUGCAGGUGACAUGCUUUGUCUUCUUCUUUGCCAUCUACUUGGUCACUCUGGCAGGGAAUCUGGGAGUAAUUAUGUUAAUCAGGAUCGAUUCGUGCCUGCACACCCCCAUGUACUUCUUCCUGAGCCACUUGUCUCUCCUGGACAUCUGCUACUCCUCCACCAUCAUCCCUCAAGCCUUGCUGAACUUCUGGCUGGAGAAGCAGGUCGUUUCCUUCUCUGGGUGUGUCGCUCAGCUCUUCUCCUUUGCCACUUGUGCCACCACUGAGUGCUACGUGCUGGCUGCCAUGGCCUACGACCGCUACGUGGCCAUCUGCCACCCCCUGCUCUACUCCCUGGCCAUGUCCCAGAGGCUUUGCCUUGGGCUGGUGGCUGGUGCCUACUCGGCUGGUGUCAUCAGCUCCACCAUCCACUCCGUUGCCAUAUUUCGCCUCCCGUUCUGCGGCUCCAGGAGGAUCAACCACUUCUUCUGUGAUGGACCACCGCUGCUGGCCCUCUCCUGCUCCGACACCCGUGCCAGCGAGCGGGCGGUUUCCGCCGUGGUGGGGUUCAACGUGCUGGCCACCACGGUCUUCAUCCUCAUCUCCUACCUCUCAGUCCUCUCCACCGUCCUGCGGACGCGCUCCGCCGCUGGCUUGCACAAAGCCUUCUCCACUUGUGCCUCUCACUUUGUCUCCAUCACCUUGUACUCCAGCAGUGCCCUCUUCAUGUACCUGCGCCCCGGCUCCAGGCACUCCUUGGAGCACGACAAGGUGGUGUCCACUCUCUACUCCGUGGCAGUCCCCAUGCUGAACCCCCUCAUCUACAGCCUAAGAAACACGGACAUGAAGAAGGCCAUGAGGAAAGCAAAAGGUAGAGUGCUCUCCUCCUUCUCCACCCACGGCUCCUGGCCAGCUGAAAGGAGAGGGCCAUCCUUCCACGGCAGGAUGGACGUGGAAAACCUCACUGCCCUGCCCGGCUUCAUCCUCUUGGGCUUCUCCGACUCCCCGCGGCUCCAAGCCACCCUCUUCCCCGCCUUCCUCUCCCUCUACCUCCUCACGGCGCUGGGGAACCUGGCCAUGAUCCUGCUGGUCCGGGCCGAGCCCCAGCUCCACACCCCCAUCAGGGACGGGGCCAAGCUGGUUGCAGCCUGCUACAUCGUCCUGACCCCCGCUCUCAACCCCCUCAUCUACAGCCUGAGGAACAAGGAGGUGAAGAGGGCCCUGAGGAAGGUCUGGGUCCAUGCUCUGCGUGGCAAAUUCACCCAGUUCUCACUCUUCCGCAUCUCAUCGCAUGGCUGA